AUGUCUUCGCCCUCGUCGCAGCAGCCUCGGACGGCGAAUGUCGUGGAUUGUUGUAAAAGAGAGUACAGAACAAGAUUCUGCCAUGGAAGAGGAAAUAAGAUAGCUGUAGAACCAGGUCAAGAUGUACUGAAACUCAUACAGGAUGGUUUUGAAAGUUGUGGCAAUGAUCUUACAAUUACCUCUUCAAGUCCAGCGCGUUGCUCAACUCCUGUUGUCAGAAAUGACAACACAGCUGCAGGGUCAACAGGAGAGUUAGCUAACUCUACAGAAAGAGCCUUUAAUUCUGCAGUGUCCUUACCUGCAUCACCACUAAAACCAGUCAACAGCAGAGCAGGACGGUCACAUGUAUCACCUCUGAAGCCUGUAAUAUGUGAUUAUGUAGCUGAUUCUAAAACCCCAGAGUCUCCAGUGUCUAAAGAAGAAAUAAAUGAUACAUUGAAAGGUGUUGAAGCACUACCCAAAAGUCCUGACGUGUCUUUGGACCCUGAGAAUGAUCAUGGGCCAGUUAGAUUGCUGCUUCCGGAGGAAGCAAAAGGUCCUCCAGCACGUAGAUUACACUUUCAUGGGCAAAAUGCUCCUGCUGCAGUUAAGAGCCACAUGGAAGUUGAAAAUCUGGGAGGACCUCAGACUGGAAGAGAUGAGCAGGUUGUUCUCAUGGAUGGAACAGAAUGUAUUGCUGCGUCUUCUGUACAGAAAAGGAAGCCUUUCUCUUCAGUUGUCUUAGCAGCUGUAGCAACAGAAGCACUUGGAAAAAGGUAUUCAGCCUCAAUAUCACCUCCAUCACCUCCUCCUGUCAAAGAUCAGGAUAUAGAAAAUGAAUGUGAUUUUUUCAUUGAUGAAUCACAUUAUGUGUCUUGUAAUUCUUUCUUGUCAAUACCCUGUACGAAAAAAAAAUCAAGAAAAGCUAGUUCUGAAACUCCUGUUUCUAAGUUUCAGCCCUCUGAAAAGAUGACAGAGGGUAAGAAAAACAACAGAAAAGCACAGGUUGAAACACUUACUAAACAGACAGUGGAUGAUUUGGACAUCAGAGUACAUCAGUUGAAAGGAACAUCAGAAUCAAAUUUCAUCUCUGACAGUGAAGGAAAGGUUCUUAGAUCUCAAAGGCAAAACAUUACUCAUAUGGAAAAGGAGAAGGCAGAGGGUAAGAAAGGCAAGACGAGAAAAGUACAGGUUGAAGCACUUACUAAACAGAAAACAGAUGUUUUGGACGUUGGAAUGCAUGAAUUAAAAGGGAUAUCAGAAUCAGGUUCCAUCUCUGACAGUAAAGGAAGAGUUGUUAAAUCUCAAAGGCAAAAUAUUACUCGUAUGGAAAAGGAGAAGGCAAAGGAUAAGAAAGGCAAGACGAGAAAAGUACAGGUUCGAGCACGUACUAAACAGAAAAUGGAUGAUUUGGAUGUCAGAAUGCCUGAAUUAGAAGGAACAUCAGAAUCAGAUCCCGUCUCUGACAGUGAAGGAAGGGUUGUUAAAUCUCAAAGGCAAAAUAUUACUCGUAUGGAAAAGGAGAAGGCAAAGGAUAAGAAAGGCAAGACGAGAAAAGUACAGGUUCGAGCACGUACUAAACAGAAAAUGGAUGAUUUGGAUGUCAGAAUGCCUGAAUUAGAAGGAACAUCAGAAUCAGAUCCCGUCUCUGACAGUGAAGGAAGAGUUCUUAAAUCUCAAAGGCAAAAUAUUACUCGUAUGGAAAAGGAGAAGGCAAAGGAUAAGAAAGGCAAGACGAGAAAAGUACAGGUUCAAGCACGUACUAAACGAAAAAUGGAUGAUUUGGAUGUCAGAAUGCCUGAAUUAGAAGGAACAUCAGAAUCAGAUUCCAUCUCUGACAGUGAAGGAAGGGUUCUUAAAUCUCAAAGGCAAAACAUUACUCAUAUGGAAAAGACUAAAAAGGAUGCACUUAAGCAAAGCUCUCCAAACAAGGAAAAGGACACAUCCUGGAAACCAGAAGCCAAAAAAAUUAUGUUGUCACAGUCUGGUCUGGAAACAAAAGCAUGUGAUGCAGAACAAUGUAAAGCAAUGGUGAUGCCAAGUGAGGAUUCACUUAUGUCCUCAGCUGGGCACCAGCAAGAGCGAUCUUCAUCUCCAAAAGAGAAUCUCAAGUCUUCCAGGAAUGUACCGUCAGCUUCAAAAGCUUCUCAGCAUGUAGUUCACAAGAAACAAUCUGUUAAGGAGAAACAGCCAGGGGAUACGGUAGCUAAGAGACUGGCAGGAAGUCCGAGGAAGAAGCUUAAAAAAACUGACAAGAAAAGUAGUGAUAAAAAGCCUCAGUUACAAAGAAAGGAGAUUUCUCACAGUGUACCCAGUGAAGAAGAGCUUGAAAGCGAGCCUGCAAAAUUGGAUGAGGUGUUUGCCUCAGUCCUGCAUCGGGAAUUAGAGACUUCUGUGAUUCAGAACUUGGCUAAGUCUGGAAAGCCUAAAAAUAUAUUGCGGGUGUUGGAGUCCAUUGGUGGUGCAAAUUACAAAACUCCUGCAAAAGCACUACAGCAUGUCGUAGGCAGCGUGAAGAAUUCUGAAAAGGAACUGCUGUCAGCUAGGUCUUCAGGGAAGACGCCCAAAAGGAGUCAGUGCAGAAACAGAGAAGGUGUUUGCUCAAGCCCUGAGGACAGUGAGUCUCAAAUGGAUUCUGACAGCUCUUCUGUACAGGAAAAUACAAGGGAAUACCACAAGUUAUCAGAUGUGAAAACAAAAAGUAACAAAAGGAAACGUUAUGCACAACACGGGCUAAAAAAUUCCAUUGCAGCUCUGAAGCCUACAUGUCAUGAAAGGCCUGUUCUAGAACAUUGUGAUAAAUUUGAUUCUAGAAGAAUCUAUUGUGAAGAGGAUAAUACAUCUUCAGAUAAUUCUGAAGGAUUGGAGAGUAAAAUACGCCACCUGUUGUCAGACGAAUUAGUAAGACAUAAAAUAGUAAUGCCUUCCAACACACCUAAUGUUCGUCGGACAAAAAGGUUACGACUGAGACCUCUGGAAUAUUGGCGAGGCGAGCGUGUGAAAUAUACGAUGAGGCCUUCAGGAGGGCUUGUGAUUAGUGGAAUAGUGUGUCCAGAACCAGAACCGGACAGGAACAUUAACCAGAGGAAGGAUGGUCACAAGCAGAGAAAGGAUGAAAGAAGAAGUGAGAGACCUCCAAAUGUGGGUCACAGCCUAGCUGAUCCUUCCAAGCCAGCUGUUGUAGUGGACCCGGUAACAAAUCAGGAAGUACUUCUAGAAUGUGUUAACACUGAAGGCAGUAACGCAUGCUUCUUCAGAGAUGAAACGGUAGAAGUAUAUAAAAAUUUGAAUACAACUGCUUUUGCCACUGGUAAACUGAUUUUGAAACCAUUAAAAGAAAAGGGACAUCAGUUUGUCCACAUGGAUACAAUAGCUUUCCAUAUUAUCUGUGGCAAACUUCUUGUUACCUUACAUAAGACAACAUAUUAUCUGACUACAGGGGACUUUUUCUAUGUUCCAGCAGGAAAUGGAUAUAGCAUACGUAACCUUCUGAAUAAAGAAAGUGUUCUUCUCUUCACACAACUCAAACGAGACAGGUGAAGAACUUACUGAAGAAAAAUUUGCUGAAACACUUGUAAAGCUUUUGUACGUUUCCAAGUUCCUUUUACAUACAAAAAGUGAUUGAGUGCACCCAGCUUAACAUUUCAAAUUGAUGCAAAGCAGCUGAAAUUAAUGGAAGAGUUAAGAACAAAACCAAAAGAACCUCAGUAGUUGGCGAAUGAACAGGAGUGGCAUACUGAGAGGCUUCACUCUGCAUUAGUUACUGUUCUUGUGUUAUCCAAAGACAGAAAGAUGUACAUGUAAAAUAUGUUGGUAAAGCACGUUGGUGAUCCAGAUUGUAUGCCUCAUCUCCUCUAAAGAUGCUUAGCACUAGAAAAAAUUUUGACAUCUUCAGCUAACUUUUGGUAGUCUUAAUGUCUGUUUGUUACAAACUGUUCAGAAUAAUCUCUGUUUAAAUGUAGGACCAUGCUGUUCACGUUCUUGUCUAGGUGAUGGGUUGCUGGAAUCUUGGGUGCUGGGGUGCAGCCACCUUCUGCUGUGUUAAUGACGUGUUUCUUCCUUGUUUAGCAGAUGUGUGGUUAGUGCCUCAAACUGUAAAAUGUGAGCUCUUAAGUAGGAGCUUAUCAGUUGUAUCUUUCACAUGGAAGCUAUGGCUUGAUUAGCUCUGAGCACUGUGGAUAGCUUUAUUUUGUGUAGCAUGGAUAAGUCAUUGCCAAAUGUAUUACUUUAAUAUCUCCUUUUGUUUUGCUUGCUGUGUUCCUGGAUAAUAAUGAGGACCUGUGGGAAAACUGUAAUUAUACUGUAUACUCCAGAAGCCAAGUCUAGACAGCAGAUGGUGUACACAGCGUUUGUCUCCCAAGCUCUUUCAGGUUCCUUCUGGCUGAAGAUAAGGAUAAACUGCAGCUAUUCUGGUAGGAUACUUUCUCUCAGUGGUCGCUGGUAUUCUAGAAGAGAAAGAGAUAAGGAAAAUUGAAAAGGAAUUGUAAACUUUAAGGACUUCAGGAUUGAGUGCAAACAGCCUUGGCCAUGAUCUUUAUGCUAUAUCUUAAGUAUACAUUAAAGUAGAAAAGACGGAUUGGC
This is a messenger RNA of Neopsephotus bourkii (Bourke's parrot), 4560 nucleotides long. It is a transcript of the gene CENPC, whose product is annotated as centromere protein C. The record is from RefSeq and is a predicted model, not a curated record. Gene Ontology annotation, biological process: kinetochore assembly; spindle attachment to meiosis I kinetochore; attachment of mitotic spindle microtubules to kinetochore. NCBI's taxonomy places the organism in Eukaryota, Metazoa, Chordata, Aves, Psittaciformes, Psittacidae. The transcript is spliced from 18 exons. Gene Ontology annotation, molecular function: centromeric DNA binding. Gene Ontology annotation, cellular component: kinetochore. Bases 1 to 3519 code for a protein of 1172 amino acids.